AUCAAAUUUAUAAUGGUCAAGGCAUAUAUACCACUUUAGAAAAAUCUUUUGAAGAGCAAGGGAUUACAAAGCUAGAAAAUAUUAAAGGUAAUACUAUUGAAGCUGGUAUUUCCAAAGAUGAUCAAACUCGUGAACAUGCUCUUUUGGUUUAUACACUUGAUGUUAAACAACUUAUUGACGCUGUUAACAAGAUGAACACAAUGCAAUAA
Molecule: messenger RNA, 209 nt
Organism: Racocetra persica
Lineage: Eukaryota; Fungi; Glomeromycota; Glomeromycetes; Diversisporales; Gigasporaceae
Source: the annotation of a GenBank genome assembly